CCGACAUUGUGCUCGCUCUUGUUCGCACCUAUCAGCCUGCUUGCACGAUGCCCUCUGAUCAGAGUACCUGGCUAAUCUCCAUCCCUGAGACCGGCGAUGCCGAGGGCCUCCACCACGAGCUGACGACUAAACUCACCGGAAGCUCAAAGUCCGUUCUCCCGUCCAACCUCGCGCAGCUCUCCAUCCCGUCGUUCAAGACAGGGACCCUCGAAUCUCUUGUCAGUUUGUCUGAGGAGCUUCCGAAGACCGACACCUUCUUCACGGCUACCGUCGCCAAGACGGUGGACACCCUCCGGAAUCUUCUGAACAACGACCCGUCUAAGCUCGCGCAGCAUAUACUGGUCAACGAACAACCUGUGGACUCAUAUCUUCUCCGCGGAUGGUCGUGGAACGAGGGACGCUAUGGAACGCAACGGUCGCUCCGAGAGAUGAUCGACGUUUUGAACAAGGAGAUGACAUCCAUUGACAAUGUUAUGAAGAGUAAGUUGAACAACUACAACCUUGCAAAGGGUCAACUUACGCAGAUGCAGCGGAAGAAGACGGGAAACCUAUCAGUACGCUCCCUUGUGGAUAUCGUUCACCAGGAACACUUCAUCAACGACUCGGAUUACCUUCAAACACUUAUCAUCGCUGUACCAAAGAACUUAGUGAAGGACUGGAACACGAAAUAUGAACGCCUUACCGCCAUGGUUGUUCCCCGAUCCUCCACGCUAAUCGCUUCCGAUGACGAGUACAGUCUCUUUUCAGUUGUCAUCUUUAAGCGCGUACAUGAUGACUUCGCGCAGAAAUGCCGUGACAACAAGUUCAUCAUCCGUGAUUUCACGUUCUCAGAAGAGGCGAUUGCUAAACAAAGAGAAGACCUGCAAGUUGCGGAUACGACAGAGAAGGAGCUUUGGACGGAACUUCUUCAACUAUCACGGACGAACUUCUCAGAAUCGUUCCAGAUCCUUGUCCACCUGAAGGUCAUCCAGUUGUUCAUUGAGAGCGUUCUGAGGUACGGUCUCCCCGCGCAUUACACCGGCUACUUCAUCAAGCCCGAACCGAAGGCGACUAAGCGGACGCUGUCGAUAUUGCAGCAGCAGUUUACCUACCUCGGACAGCGCGCAAACCCAGACAAAGCCAAGGGAAAGUCCGGGGGCUCCGCGCAAGGAGACGAAUUCGGUGGCGAGUACGCGAAUCUGCUGGAGCAGGAGUACUUCGACUUUGUGCUAUUUGAGAUACCAUGGAUCGUGCUGUAGGGCCGCGAGGGAUUUCAUGCGCGACUCCGUCUGAGGUGCGGUAUCUGAUGUGACGAUACACAUUUUUUUUUGGCUCGCGCGUUCCGCCUCGCCCAUGGACACAAGUCUGUAGUACAAUACUUCCGCACCCUCUGCAUCAAUGCAUAGCUCAUUUCAGUAUACCCUCGUCCAUAC
Molecule: messenger RNA, 1412 nt
Organism: Dichomitus squalens LYAD-421 SS1
Lineage: Eukaryota; Fungi; Basidiomycota; Agaricomycetes; Polyporales; Polyporaceae
Product: ATPase V1 complex subunit C
Exons: 9
Coding region: 48-1238 (396 amino acids)
Biological process (GO): proton transmembrane transport
Cellular component (GO): vacuolar proton-transporting V-type ATPase, V1 domain
Molecular function (GO): proton-transporting ATPase activity, rotational mechanism
Source: RefSeq, a predicted model, not a curated record